Messenger RNA from Hemisphaericaspora subhashii, 2364 nucleotides. RefSeq lists its product as uncharacterized. Lineage: Eukaryota; Fungi; Ascomycota; Pichiomycetes; Serinales; Debaryomycetaceae. The record is from RefSeq and is a predicted model, not a curated record. The coding region runs from base 1 to 2364 and encodes 787 amino acids. The transcript has a single exon.
AUGGAAGUUUCUUUUGGUACCACUUUGUUAAAACGAAUCUCAAGAUAUCGUCAUGGUCGACUUAUACUUGGCCUUAUAUUCAUAAUUAUAUUUGUUAAUGUCACACAUUUCUCAUUUUACAGUUCCUACAUAAGCGAACAUGUACCCUGCGCAAUUGCUGACUCCAGCAGAAAUCAAGAGAGCCAACAGGUGAUUUUAUCUCUCGCAUCCUUUGAAAAAUCGAUACAAAGAAAGCUCAAUGAGAUUCGACGUGAUCCUGGAAGGUAUCCUAUGGCAGUCACAGACGAAAUUGACGAGGAGAUCCAAGUGGACUUAACACCUUUUAUGAAAGAGUCCGAAGAUGAGAACAGUUGGGCCAACCGGAAUGACCUAUUUUAUGAUCCCAGAUUCACUUUGUCGAUGUAUUUGAAUCAAUUAAAAUUAAAAUAUGAGGAGAUGAAUGAAAAACGGAAGAGAGAAGAAAUUAUUUUGCCUUUUCAUUGGGCUGACUGGAUAGAUUUAACAACCUUAAAUGGUGAUUUGUCAAAACCGUUAGAUUCAAGGAUGAAUUGUGCGGAAGUUCAAAAGGCAACGUACAGGAAUCCAGAUCCAAGUUAUUUCUGUUUAGACAAUUCAAUGGUACUGUUGGAGGAUGUAGAAAGAUAUGGUUUUAAAUCCCGCUCUCAGUUGCCCGGUGUUAUAAUUUAUGAUCAUUGUAGUCAUAACCAUCGCCCGUUUAAUGAUUUCCGAGUCUUGCAAGCAAAGUCAUAUGCCAUGACUCAUUUGAAAAAGCCCAUUAGCAUCAUACUCUUAAACGGGGACAAUGGAACUUAUGAAUUUCAAGUUGACCAAGGGGCGAAUCAGCGAUUAGCCAGCUCUACAAUUGUGGAUGACUUUGCCAAAUCCAAUAGACUCAAAAAUUUGAAAACGGCAACAUUAAAUCAUCUAAAAAUAUGGAAAGAAUUAAAAUCCAUCAUCGAACCGACCAAUUUGGAUCUUGAUGAUCCUGGUCGAGAAAUAUCUGCAAAGAUUGAAGCCCAUAAGAACGAUCGAACCAAAUUGAUCGAGUUCCCAUUAACCAUGGAUAUGUUUAGUCAUCCUAUGCCCGUAGAUGAACAAAUAGUGCAACUUGAGCUUAAGCGAGACUCGCAAGGAUUGUCGCCACGUGAAGCGGUGUACUACGAUGGUUUGAAAGAUUGCGCAAAUUAUCCGGAUCUGGAAGAAAAGCAAGAAUAUAGAUACUUCCGACUGCCUGUUAUUCGUGUAGGAGAUAAACGUAAUCAUGCAAAAGAUAUGGGAUGGCAUUACGACUGGAGAUUCUUCAAUGGCGCAUUACAAUAUAAUAGAGAAGGCUGGACGCAAGAUCAAUUAACCCAUCGUGCAAAUAUUAUCCUAGAUCGAUUAUUGAGAACGUGGUACAGGUUUGCGACGCAGAAGGGUUUCAUAAGUUGGAUUCAACACGGCCCUGUUUUGAGUUGGUAUUGGAAUGGAAUGAUGUUUCCUUACGAUAUUGAUGUAGACAUUCAGAUGCCGAUGUCGGAAAUGUUACGUCUUGGUAAGGACUACAAUUACACACUUGUAGUUGAAGACCCAAGUGAAGGAUAUGGAAAGUACUUGAUUGAUGUGAGUCCUUAUAUAUAUCAUCGACAGCUUAGCAGGACAGCAAAUCACAUUGAUGCGAGGUUUAUCGAUGUAGAUUCGGGCAUUUAUAUAGACAUCACUGCACUAAGCAGACUGAAGUCAGAAUUGCCCCGUGGAUUAUGGGAAACUGGGAUGGGUCAAUUGAGGAAGAACAAGAAGGAGAAUAAUGGUGAGGUUGAAAUAUAUAAUGACCGAAGAAAGCAUUUUUAUUCAUUUGACCAGUUGAGUCCAUUGAAAUUUUCUAUGCUUCAGGGUGUUCCAGUUUUCGUGCCACCCAAGAUUAUAUUUAAAUUGGUAUCCGAAUACGGCGAGGGGUUACACAAGUACGAGUUCCAUGGAUGGUAUUUCAUAUCCCAACUAAAUCUUUGGAUCCAUAAACGUUAUUUGAUUCCUCUUUUCAAAGAUGAAGAAAUUACACAAGAUGGUAAAUUGCAAGCGGAAAAAUUAUUAGACAAAGUCAUUACAAUGACAUAUGACCAAGUUUUGAGAUUAUUGGAUAAUGAAGAUAUUUUGGUUGAAUAUUAUUUGACUAAGCAUCUCACCGAUUUACAUUCUCAAGAAAUGAAAUAUUUAUUUACUCGCCACGGGGGAGAUAAUUUGUGGUUAAGCAAGGACGAGGCAAACACGAAGGAGUACAAUGAAUUAACUAAAGAAUUCAAGAUAAGGAAACCUUUGAGAAAAUCAUUAUACUACUACGAAAAUAUCGAAAGAUCGAGGCUUGCCGAACAGGUGAACAGGUUGUAG